GAAAGCCACCAGUCCAACUGCCCUCUCUUGGAGCCUUCACCUCUAUGCUAGAUUGCUAGAAGAAGACCUCAUCCCACAUCAACCCCCUCCCGAACUGACACAACCCCCCUUAACUCAUCUCUCCUACUCCUGACUGCAAGCUACCACACACUGCUGCUCGCCGAGAGAGAGAGAGAGAGAGAGUCCAUGGCCUCGACCUCGAACCCGGACAGCAUGGACACCGACCCUCCCGGCGCCGCCGCUCUGUCCAUCUCCGUGGAACACAGCCCGCCGGAGUCGCGCCUGCUCCAGCUCGGCGUCAAGUCCUGGCCCAAGUGGGGUUGCCCGACGGGGAAGUUCCCGGUGAAGUUCGACGCGCGGGAGACGUGCUACCUGCUCAAGGGGAAGGUGAGGGCGCACAUCAAGGGGUCGUCGGAGUGCGUGGAGUUCGGCGCCGGCGACCUCGUCGUCUUCCCCAAGGGGCUGAGCUGCACCUGGGACGUCGUCGCCGCCGUCGACAAGUACUACAAGUUCGAUUCGUCCUGACGCGCCUCCCACCCCACCCCUCUCGCCCAAUUCGGUGACUAAUUCGCUCUCGCUCGCUCGCUUUCUGAUUACUUCGGUGACUGUGCUUAGCCUCAUUUCUGUAGCUAAUUUGCCUAGAUAAUUAAUUAAGCCCGUGCCUAAUUUCUUCUCUGCGUGUGUAAAAAAAAAUGGUGUGUGAGGUGGAAGGAGGGAGGGGGACAUCUAGCCCCUGAGUAGGCUAGUGGUUAUUCAGGAGCCCCAAAAACCGGUCAAUGCAGGGGCUGUUCAAAGUAUUCAUGUUUAUUCCUC
Molecule: messenger RNA, 813 nt
Organism: Oryza brachyantha (malo sina)
Lineage: Eukaryota; Viridiplantae; Streptophyta; Magnoliopsida; Poales; Poaceae
Exons: 2
Coding region: 187-525 (112 amino acids)
Source: RefSeq, a predicted model, not a curated record